GUCGCCUCCCUAUGGUCGCUGGGGUCCCUGUGGUGUGCCCACCCUCAGCACGGGGCCCUCAGGGAGGGACUUCUGCCUUGCGCCAUUCCACCAGUGGGCAGCCGGAUCCUAGUGAGGCAGCGCGCUUUUCCAGAAGCUGGAUUCAGUCCAAGCAGACGCACUGCUGCUUCCAGCUGCACAUCCCUCCCUCCCCAGUUGUAGACGCAGAUCCAUCAGGCUUUCUAUGAUGGACUUCAUUGCUUUUGAUGCGUUUUGUGGAUCUAUCGAUGAACUUGUGCCGGGUCUGUCCUCUGGGUAAUUUUUGCGGGUUAUCCGUGUGUCUUUUUUUUCCCCGUUGUGAUUACUUUGUUGGUGUGGAUGGACAUCAAAAGUGCAUAUGCCACUUUUCGGAAGCUACUGGAUUUAUUUUCACCAUCCUUGUGGCGUUUAUCGGCCUCAGGAAUCUCUAGAUUGAUCGGAUGAAAUAAAGGAGGAGGAUGUAUGGAAUAAACAAGCGCUAUUUUUACAUAUCGUUUAAUUUUUUUGUUCUGUGGUGCCACGCUCAGGGGGAGAAUCACUCGUCUCCUAAUUUUAACCAGUAUGUGAGGACGCAGGGCGCAACGACGGACCAGCUCAGCCGCAGGCAGGUCCGGGUGUACCAGCUCUACAGCCGCACCAGCGGGAAACACGUGCAGAUCCAGGGCAAGAGAGUCAGCGCCACCGCCGAGGAUGGGAACCUGUACGCUCGCCUGUUUGUUGAGACUGACACCUUUGGCAGUCGAGUGAGGAUACGAGGUGCAGAAAGUGGGCUUUACCUCUGCAUGAACCGGAAGGGCAAACUUGUUGGAAAGCCAAACGGCCGCAGCAGGGACUGUAUCUUCACUGAGAUAGUUCUGGAGAACAAUUACACAGCCCUGCAGAAUGCAAAGUAUGAAGGCUGGUAUGUGGCUUUCACCAGGAAAGGGAGGCCCAUCAAAGCCUGCAGGACAAGGGAGAACCAGAGAGAGGUCCAUUUCAUCAAGAGGCUUCACACGGGCCCGCCUCCCUUCCCCAACACGGACCAAAGCAAAUUUGAGUUCAUUCGAUUUCCAUCCACACGUCGAGCAAAGCGGAACCGGAAAUCCCGUACCUCUGUCUGACAAUCAGCCAAAGCAUUGGACUUGUUAAAGUUGAGAAAAAGGAACAAACAGAAGCAGUUUUAUUUUUGUAUAUUUUUUAUAACUGGGUUGUGAUUUAAAUGUCAUAGAUCUAAAGCAAUAAUGCUGUAAAAUCAUUGUGUAAAUACUGACAGAGAAUAAAAAAAACAAUUAUA
Molecule: messenger RNA, 1291 nt
Organism: Fundulus heteroclitus (mummichog)
Lineage: Eukaryota; Metazoa; Chordata; Actinopteri; Cyprinodontiformes; Fundulidae
Gene: fgf17
Product: fibroblast growth factor 17
Exons: 5
Coding region: 477-1118 (213 amino acids)
Biological process (GO): positive regulation of cell population proliferation; animal organ morphogenesis; positive regulation of protein phosphorylation
Cellular component (GO): cytoplasm
Molecular function (GO): growth factor activity; type 2 fibroblast growth factor receptor binding; type 1 fibroblast growth factor receptor binding
Source: RefSeq, a predicted model, not a curated record